Molecule: messenger RNA, 566 nt
Organism: Lycium barbarum (goji berry)
Lineage: Eukaryota; Viridiplantae; Streptophyta; Magnoliopsida; Solanales; Solanaceae
Product: probable E3 ubiquitin-protein ligase HIP1
Exons: 3
Coding region: 62-406 (114 amino acids)
Molecular function (GO): ubiquitin protein ligase activity
Source: RefSeq, a predicted model, not a curated record
UUGGGGGUUCUUUCAGGGUGUUAUUAUUCCAGAUCGUUCCACUUAUUAUGGAUCCAGAAGCAUGUUUGAUCAGCAUAGGGACAUGAGACUUGACAUUGACGACAUGGGCUAUGAGGAACUUCUUGCACUGGGAGAAAGAAUUGGCCAUGUAAAUACUGGCUUGUCGGAGGAGCUGAUUUCAAAGUGUCUGACCGAGUCAAUUUAUUGUUCCUCAGACCAAAUUCACGAGGAAGGAAAUUGUGUUAUCUGUUUGGAAGAGUAUGUGAACAUGGCUGAUGUCGGGACGCUGAAAUCGUGCAUCCAUGAUUUUCAUGUGGGGUGCAUAAGAAAAUGGCUGUCGAUGAAGAACGCGUGUCCGAUCUGCAAGAAAACUGCUUUGGAUGACGACGAUAUGAAAGAAAAAUGAUCUAUUUAGUUAUGACCUAUUGGCAUAAACUUUGUGUAAAUAUGUAUUUAGAACAUUUCUCCAAUGUGGGAAAAACUAGCUUCACCUCAAAAUUUGUACAGCAAAUGUUGUAUUAUCAUCAGUCAUCCUUUCAAAUGUUUAAAGGAUCUCUUUGUACCUC